This is a messenger RNA of Capronia epimyces CBS 606.96, 4293 nucleotides long. RefSeq lists its product as uncharacterized. Gene Ontology annotation, molecular function: protein binding; calcium ion binding. The record is from RefSeq and is a predicted model, not a curated record. Gene Ontology annotation, biological process: endocytosis; endosomal transport. NCBI's taxonomy places the organism in Eukaryota, Fungi, Ascomycota, Eurotiomycetes, Chaetothyriales, Herpotrichiellaceae. Gene Ontology annotation, cellular component: plasma membrane; cytoplasm. The transcript has 3 exons. The coding region runs from base 1 to 4293 and encodes 1430 amino acids.
AUGGCGGAGACUAUUGGCUCAUCGGCUUCAGGUUCGUUCUCGCUAUUGACAGUUAAAAACCGUAACUUUGGACCUGACCACUUGAUUCCAGGCCAUCCGAACCUCCACCUCACCCCGGAGGAGAAACGAGUAUACUCGCAACUUCUGAAAGAGGCGGAUCCCGAUGGCUUCGGAGCUGUCUCUGGAGAUGUGGCUGUCAAGUUCUUUGAGCGAACCAAGCUGCCGGCAGACGUGUUAGGACAAAUCUGGCAGAUUGCCGACGUAGAAAAUCGAGGCUUCUUGACCCCAGCUGGCUUCGGAGUCGUUUUACGAUUGAUUGGCCAUGCACAAGCUGGCCGCGCACCCUCAGCGCAGCUUGCGACGCAAACGGCGCCCUUACCCCGAUUCGAAAGCACUCAUGCCGAACAGACACCGCAACCUAUCCCUCAACCCAUCCCUCAGCAAACAACUGGACCUCCCUCGAGUCCUUCUACAGCAGGGCCUCCUCCCAUCCGAGUGCCAGCAUUGAGUCCAGAUAAGGUUGCAGAGUAUUCGGCAUUGUUCGAGAAGUCAGGCGCUGAAAAUGGUAUCCUCUCUGGAUUGGUCGCCAAACAAAUAUUCGAGAAGGCAAGAUUGCCUGUCGAGGUUUUGGGGAGGAUAUGGAGCUUGGCCGACACACAGAAUCGUGGUGCCUUGGACGUCACCGAGUUCGUUAUCGCGAUGCACCUUCUAGCUUCCUACAAAUCCGGUCAGAUGCGAGGCGUCCCUAGCACCUUACCCCCUGGCCUCUUCGAAGCUGCUAGUCGCCGGCCACCUGCCCGAGUUGGCAGUGGCUCGCGACCAGGCUCCAGUGCGAUCACCCAGCAAUUCAGUGGCUACAAUGCUCGCCCACAGAGCCCGAUCACAAGGCAGCAAGUGACCACUCCAUUAUCAGCACAAUCGACCGGAGAUGGCUGGGUCAUCACACCCGCCGACAAGGCUCGAUUUGAUGCGAUAUUUGCUACAGUUGACCGCCAAGGUAGAGGGUUCAUUGACGGAGAACAAGCAGUUGAAUUCUUCAGCAACGCCCGGCUCUCAGAGGAGAUCCUGGCUCAAAUCUGGGACCUUGCUGACAUCAAUUCGGAUGGACAGCUCAACAAAGAUGAAUUUGCUGUAGCUAUGUAUUUGAUACGCCAGCAGCGAGGUACCAAAGAUGGGCGAGGUAUUCUUCCAGCGACUGUUUCCCCAGCCCUUGUGCCGCCGAGUAUGCGGAGACAACAAAUCCCUCCGUCCCAACCGCCAACAGCGCCAGCAUUCGAAACCGCACCCGCCGCUACAAAACCGCGAUCGGCAGCUGAUGAUCUUUUUGGCCUCGAUGCAUUUGAGCCCGCACCGACUGUGUCUGUUCCUGGCCCCACCCCUGCCCCUGUGCAGGCACCUCAAUCGACUGGCGGUACUGAUGCCGGCCAUUUCGUAAAUCCCACGGUCUUUGCCUCCUCCAUUUCGCCGCAAGCAACAUCCGGCACGUUUAAACCAUUCGUGCCUUCCAGCUCCUUUGGUCAGAGCAUCCUUCCUCACCCGACAGGAUCCCCUGCUCCGAGUCAAGCCAAGUCACCCCCUGUACCGACUGAUGAUCUACUUGGUGAUGCUGAUCCGGAGGUCAGCUCGAAACUCACCAACGAGACCUCCGAACUGGGCAACCUGUCAAAUCAAGUCAGCAAUCUGUCCCAGCAAAUGACAGAGCUACAAGGGACGAGAAAGCAAACAGAGCAAGAAUUGUCUAACAGCACCGCACAAAAGAGGGCAUUCGAAGGGCGUUUGGCCCAACUCAGGUCUUUAUACGAGAAGGAGGUUCAAGAAGUCAAAGCAUUACAAGAGCAGUUGACAGCGGUGAAGAAUGAAACUAAGAGACUGCAACAAGACGCAGCCAUGAUUGAUGGCACUCACCAAGAUCUUUCGACGCAGCACCAACAAUUACAUAUUGCGCUUGAGUCCGAUCAACGGGAGAAUGCUUCCUUGAAGGAACGAAUCCGACACGUGAAUCAGGAAACCGACCAACUGAGACCCCAACUGGAGAAGUUGAAAUCCGAUGCGAGACAGCAGAAGGGCCUUGUAGCCAUCAACAAAAAGCAGCUAGCUACUAACGAGGCAGAACGAGAUCGACUGAAAGCUGAGCUAGUCGCUACCCAGAAAGAACUCGAAGAUGCUCAACGAGAGGUUGAAGAGUCGGCGCGGCAGGUCAAAGAGUCGGCACGACAAGUUGAGGCUUCACAAAAAGAGUUGGAGGAAGCAAGAAGCGUGCCUAUUCCUUCUGUCAAGAGCCCUCCAGCUAAGAGCCCCCCUGCCGUUGCAAGCCCUGCCCCGUCCACGAGUUCGAACCCGUUCUUCAGACGGACUACCGACGCCCUAUCUCCUCCGCCCGACUCUGGUGGAGAGGAACCUAAGGAUAGCCACAGUGCCUUCGACAGCAUCUUCGGACCCUCUUUUGCAUCAUCCACUGCGCCUACGCCUCCGCCUGCCGUUUCAUUCUCUGGACAGGGAUCAUCUCCCCAUGAGCCACCCACUAUCCCCCACAUUGAAUCUCCUGCGUCCUCAUCCACGCCAAAAGAUGUUACUGAGCCACCUGCACCGGUCCAGUCGACACAGUUAACCUCUGCUGCACUCCCCUUUCGAAGACCUCUAGAAAGAGGAGACUCGAUUAGUUCUUCCGUCAAAGUGGCACCGCCAGCUAGCCGAAUGAGUCCUGCUGAUACUCCACGUGCUCUGACUCCUGCAACCGAUGCCUCCAGCCCGAGCGGACACGGGAACUCGACAGAGGAUCCCUUCACAGCGGCUGCCCCGGACGAAGAGCAAGAAUCCAUCCGCCGAGCACUGCCGCAGCCGGCCACUUCCACGGAGUCAGUCGACGAUAUUUUCGGCAAGGCCUCUCCUGCGCAGCCAGGACCGGGAGACAUUCCUGGAGCAUUCCCUACAGACUCACAUUUCCAUACCCUUGCGGCCGGUAUCGCUAGCUCGGAAGCUGCUGCUACCCCUAAUGGCGGCAAGGGCGAAGCUAUCUCUGAGACUGUGGCCCAGUCAAAGGCACCUGAGCGAAAUUUCGACGAUUUCUUUGGUGGGGCUGCUCAUCAACGAACGGCAUCACAGAAAGCUGCAGACUUUGACUCUGCAUUCGCCGGAAUUUCAGACACGCCAGCAACCAACGGUACUGAAGGGGGCGCUAAUAAAGAAUUCCCCGAUAUUCAGGAAAUUGAUGGCGACGAUGAUAGCAGUGAUUAUAGUGACGAGACGCCUAUGAAGUUUGAUGAUGAUUUCAAUGCCACAUCUCCCCCGCGAGAUGUCCCGACUGACACUGAAACGAAGACUGAGCAACAACCAGAGGUUCCACCUCCGUUGAAAGAAAAGUUAUCGCCGCGUCCUGCUUUGGGAAACCCGGCCUCUACCACAGGCUCUCUGCCGGCUGCUGAUCAACAGAUCUCCCCUCCGACCUAUGGUGAUUCGAUUCCGCAGGACAACCCUACACAUUUUCCAAGGGAAUACGAAGGGUUAUUACCAGAGAGAGAAGAUCCCACUUUCCCUCCUCCCACGGCUGGCGGGUCUUCAAAUCCUGCCGCGCUCCCAAGUGGGAGUCCUCCUGCAUAUGGCCCUGGGGCCCAUGACAGAGACCCGUCAGAGACAAAACCGACAGGACCACCUCCCACUAAAGCAGCACCUUUUGAUUUUGACUCUGCAUUCGAAGGCGUGGGGUCUGCCCCGGUUGAAGAUGACGACGAUGAUGACGAAGCCGAUGUGUUCGAUCCAGCCAAGAACACGACAGACUUUGAUCCGACAUUUGACACCCCGCCUCUGUCCCAAGCCUCCACCGCUCUGCAUCGAUCUGUAUACGAUUCAGUGACAAACGGGACGCCUAGACCGACCAGUGAGGACUUUUUUAAGUCCAACGGGCCAGCGCCGACGAGCACUGCUGGUCCAAACUCUGCUGCAUCACCUGUAUCCCAUGAUUGGGAUGCUCUCUUCGCACCUUUAAGCUCAAAUACACCUGCAACCGAACCUUUGAGUGCACCCGAAGCCUCCGCGGUAACAGCCAAAGAGGCGGGAUCAGAAAUUACUGAUAUGCCAUCUCUGGCACCACCCAAGGCUUCCGGCCAAGCGUCCAAGACACAACGGCCUCAGCCGGGACGCGCCUUAAGCACAGGCACCGAACAUGAUGAUCCCAUCUUGAAGAGAUUGACUGCGAUGGGGUGGUCGCGUGACGAGAGUCUGGCUGCUCUGGAGAAGUUCGACUACAAUAUUGACAAGGUAAGCACAUGCAUCCUCACGCAUUUGUGCAUUUUCUAA